Poecilia latipinna (sailfin molly) is the source of this 3490-nucleotide messenger RNA. RefSeq lists its product as uncharacterized. Lineage: Eukaryota; Metazoa; Chordata; Actinopteri; Cyprinodontiformes; Poeciliidae. The coding region runs from base 382 to 1581 and encodes 399 amino acids. The transcript has 5 exons. The record is from RefSeq and is a predicted model, not a curated record.
CGUCUCGAAUGAUAGUGCACGUAUGGCUGAUUUGCAACCCGCUGAAGCAACAGUGGAGAAGAAGAGAAAAUGUCGCUGACUUCAACCCGGACCGUUCUAGGAUCAGUGGCCUCUUAGGGGGAAAAAACAGACGCCAGUUCGAAUAAAUCUUCUGCUGUGGUGACAGGAGUAGUUCCAAGUGUCAAUAAAAAUAUAUAUUGUAAACGAGAGGUGUUUUCUUGAUAAAAACAAAAAGAACUGUUCCCCCUUUUUUCUUUAGCUAUUAUCAGUAUUAAAACAGUAGUAAGAUUAUGUAUCCAGGACUUCAAGAUAAACCUGAGCUAGUACUUAUACCCUCUUAUUUUACUCCUUCUGCUUGAAAAGAAAGAUUUUUGUGAAAAUAUGGACCCCGCUUCCAGGGUGGUGGGUCUGGAUCCCCAAGCAAACAUGGUUUUCACAGUUGUAAAGCCAGUUAUGAGCAUCUUUCAGGUGUCCCCAGAGCAGGGCAACAACAUAUCUCAAAGUGGCAUGGGCAUGCAAAGUUUAUCUGAAAAUGCAUUAGUCCUCCCUCAGCAGGCACAAGGUCAGGCUCAGUUAGAUCAGAACCAUUUGGAAAUGCACAGCACUCAGCCUCAUGUUCAGCCACAGAUGCAGGCUACAGCCCAGCACCAAGGGGAAGAGAUCCCCCAACACCAGGAGGUGUCGGCAAACUCAAGCACAAACUCUGAGUCUAAUGCCGAGAUGCCCUUUGCAGAAGUGUCUUCUCUCCUGGAUCCCAACAUGAAAGGAUCCAAAGCUCGAAAAUAUCUCAUUUCGUAUGAUGAAAUUAAAAGACGCCUGCAGGCCCCAGAGAAGAUGUCCCUGCGGUCUCUGGCAGCGUACACUCGGGUCAGCAGAGGCCCAGCCAGCAAGAAAACACUUCUGGAGUCACUGAAUGUCCUUGGCCUCAUGCCCAGCACAACCACCGCGGUAUCCUCCUCCUUCUCCAAACUCACUGAAGGUGACACCAGAGCUCUGUGUGAAGAUAUGAAAGAUUUUUCCCAUGAUUACAUUGACUACAGUAACAUGGCCAAACAACUCAUCCCUGAGAUGAACACAGUUCAACACUGGUCCAAAAUUAUUGAAACAAAGAACCAUCUCGAGGACAUGAGAAAGUGCUUCAAGGAGCCAGUAAACAGUGGCGCGUUUGACAACGUCACUCAUGGCCUCGGUCUCGGAAUGUUGGACGUUGCGUUAGACAUGAUCGUCAUGGUCAUCGAUCAGCAGAUCCGCAUCCUGUCUGGCGCGGCGGCGUUGGACCCCGUCGACUCGGGUCUGCCGUCCCGUCGCAUUCGCAGGCGCCAGCGCAAACUGCGCUCGUCCGACAACGAGAGAUCCCACAAGCUUUGCGGGGGGAUGAAGGAGCAGGGGAAGAUCCUUUUAAAAAGCAAGGGGCAAGCCAGAAACAGGAAGAAGAUGAGGACGGAGUCUGGGAUCUCCGAAGCGGUCGUGUCCCACGCAGAGCAAAACAAGCCGGAUAAUGUUCAGAGUAACGUCCUCACCCUGGUCUCUGUGGGUUAUGAAACGGUCUCCAGCGGUAUGACUGCAGCUGGAACUGUUUGACACCUGCUGAAAUCGCCAAUUCACUCAGCUGAUCUAGGACAAAACACCAGCUAGACUAAGCCACUUAACCUCCAAUGAAGAAAACCAAGUGCUCAGUCACACCCUGAUGACACUUAAACUCUUUCCAGAUGACAUAUCGAGGCUUGUAGACAUUACUCCCAUUUUUUUCAACUUUCUCCAUGGCUUUAUUCUGCUUAUUAGUAGAAUAUCUGAAAAUCCCUGGAGAGUAGAUUGAUUUUGACAUAGUAGGAUUAGUUAGUUUGCAGUGGUUGAGUAAAAAGCGUAGAUAUACAGGUGUGUCAUUAAUUGCUGGAAAGUUCAUUUAUUUCAUCAUAUUCAUUCAAAAAUAGACACUUAUGUAAAAACUCUUUACACGCAGUGGUGCAUUUCAAACAUUUAUUUCUGUUAUUUUUGAUGAUUACUGAAAACCAAAAUUAUUUGUGUUGGAAAAUUAGGACACUGCCUUGGAAAACAAGGAUUCAAAGGCUUUGUUUUGUGUCUGCCACGCAAGCGUCGAGCGAGAUACUUUUCUCCAUGACUUUGUAGGCCUUAACACAACUUUUUGUUUUUAAAGUCGUUUUUAUUUUUCGUUCACCUAAUUCUCAGAGACUACAUUUUAUAGUUUAUUGUUUGUGAUAUUUACAUAAAUGCGUACUUAAAAUCCACCUGAAAUAAGCGAACUUUUCAUUGAGCUUCUUCAGAUGCAUCUGUGUAGCAGCCUUAAAUGUUAGUAGAAAGUUACAUGAUCAAUUAAUCUCAUAAGACAUGAGUGGAAAGCUGUGUAUUAGUAACUAGGUAUGUAGUAGCUUCGUUAAAGACGGUAAUAAGUGGCUGAUCCAGUCACUGAUUGGCUUUGUGUACCAUUAAUGAGAUUUUCCUCUUAGACUUUGAUUGUAUGAAUGUUUGUAGGGAAGCAUUGUUCAGGCUGUUACGGCUUCCUGUGAGGGUGGAGCUGCUGAUUUAGUUUUUUUUCUUUUUGGGGAGGGGGUAAGAACUUUCACUAGUAUAAAUUCACCUAAUUUGUCUUCAUUCAACAACUGUACAUACUAAACACUGACUAUGAAAUAACUAAAUAUACAUUUUUAAUUUGAAAUAAACUAAACAAGUUGACUCUUAUCCCUAUUUAUUAACAUUUAUUAAAUGUUAAAUGACCUUUAACAUUUAUCUGAUUUUUACUAGCAUGCUGUUAGUUGAUGCAUUUAGAGAUUAAAAAAUUGGCAUUUAAUAAAAAAGAAGGAAUUGUAUCUGAGCAGCUGAUCACUGGUCAGAGCCAAUCAAGGGCUUUUAUUUCUUUUUUUUUUUCACCUUCUUUGAUUGACCAGUUAAACCACUGAACUUUUGUUUGGGAUAGAAAUUAAUUUGUUUAGUCUUAAUUAAAACAGAGUUGGUGACUCUUGCUCUUCACCUGUCACUUCCUCUGGGUAUUGUGCAAAACUCUGGGAAAGCUGGUUGUAAUAGCACAUAUUUCUUUUUUUUUUAAUUAUUAUUCAGGUAUACAAAGAGUGAACAGAAGAAGAAGAAAUCGCUCUUUCACAGUUCUGUAAAUAAUCCAAAGAUUCAAACCAUGCAAGGUAGGAUUUGGAAAAACCUACUGUAGUUGUAUGAUUGGUUGUCUUGGUUUAACUGUUUUUACAUAGUAGUAGCAUAUUAUUUAAAGCCAGUAAGCCAAUUUCAGAGCAGUCACACAUGUGAGUUAUUUUCUCUUUGGUGAGUUUAAGUGAGUAAAAUGUUUCUGUUAUGUUAUGAUUUUAGUAUGUCUCAUCUGAAUGUGUGUGCUGGCUUGAAAAUUGCCAGAGAUAAAAUGAUUUAUAUGUUUGCUCUACAUCUUUAUUUAUUGUCUAGAUUAUUAGUUUCUCAGUGGUGCUAUAUAUCAUUUUUCAGCUCUGAAUAAAAACAACUUUAUUUGCUA